CAAAACCGCCACUUACCUUCACACACACUCCCCACAUUCACUCUCUUACCCCCCUCUUCCUCUCUUUUAAGAUUUCACACAAUCACAGCACCGUGGAUAUAGCAGUUGUGUUUAAUGCUGCCAAUGAAUAUUGAGCGCUCGUCAUUGUUUUGACAUUUUUGUUUUUGAUUCUUUCCCCUAUCAUUGUGAUAGAUGUUCAGAGAGACUGAGGAGAAUAAUGGAGGGCUCUGAGUUCUCUAGCCUUCUCUGCCAAGAAGACGAGACUUGCUUGAUCAAUCAAGUGGAAGAUGAUGAAGAAUCAGAAGACAGUGCGAUUGGUUUCUACCCUUUUUUUGUUUCUGAAAAUGAAGAUGAGUAUGUUGAGAACUUGUUUCUGAAGGAGAGUUAUUGCUUUGGAUCCAAGGGAUUUGUACCCUUUAGCCAUUGCUCUGCCACAACCUGGUUCAAAGCUGCUCGCUUGGAUUCUAUUGAUUGGAUUUUCAAUGCCAGGGCAGAAUUUGGUUUCCGGUUGCAAACAGCAUAUUUGUCGAUCACAUACUAUGAUCGGUUCCUAUCAAAGCGAUCCAUUGAUGAUGGGAAACUGUGGGCUUUUAGAUUACUAUCAGUGGCAUGUUUAUCCUUGGCGGCGAAGAUGGAAGAAAUCAAAGUACCAUCUUUGUCACAAUUUCAGGUUCAAGAUUACGAUUUUGAAAGCAGAACCAUUCAGAGAAUGGAGCUAUUGGUGUUAAGUACAUUGGAAUGGAAGUUGGGUUCAAUCACUCCUUUUGCUUAUUUGCCUAACUUCAUCAAUAAAUUCUGUUGUGAAAGUGAAUCCAGACCAAAAGGACUUCUCUCUGGUGCUAUAAGCCUCAUUGUGGCAAUGACUAAAGAGAUUGAGUUAACAGAUACUCGGCCAUCUAUUAUUGCAGGAGCUGCAAUAUUAGCACUAGUUGAUGGUCAAUUAACUAGAAAUCUUCUGGACCUUAAGAUGAGCUCGAUAUCAUUCUGGCAUUCCGAAGAUUAUGAUCAUAUAUAUUCCUGUUACAAUCUUGUGCAGGAAAUUGUGGAAAGGAAAGAUAAGACACCAUCCAAGUUUUCACUCUCUUCCCCUAAUGUGUUACCAACACAAGCAAGCACAAUUGAUGUGCUUGAAAACUCAGGGGGAACAAAGAGAAGGCUUACCUUCAGUGACUCUGAUGACCUCAUCAGUUGCCCAACAAAGAAAAUUCACAUGCCAUAG
Messenger RNA from Fragaria vesca subsp. vesca, 1219 nucleotides. RefSeq names its product cyclin-D5-1-like. Gene Ontology annotation, cellular component: cyclin-dependent protein kinase holoenzyme complex; cytoplasm; nucleus. Bases 218 to 1219 code for a protein of 333 amino acids. The transcript is spliced from 5 exons. Gene Ontology annotation, biological process: regulation of cyclin-dependent protein serine/threonine kinase activity; mitotic cell cycle phase transition. The record is from RefSeq and is a predicted model, not a curated record. Lineage: Eukaryota; Viridiplantae; Streptophyta; Magnoliopsida; Rosales; Rosaceae. Gene Ontology annotation, molecular function: cyclin-dependent protein serine/threonine kinase regulator activity.